UUGUUGUAAAGUUUUCAAAUUUCAAUCAACGAUAAACGAUAAAGCUUAGCAUAAUUAUGUGAUUUACAUCGCCUUACUUUGCACGUUGUUCUGUUGUUAUUAAUGUAUAAAAUAUAAGUUAAAAUUAAACAAUAUUCUUACUUCGGCUCUAUUUCAGUAAAAACUUGGUUUAGAAUUAUUAAUUUGGUAAAUGUAUGUAUAAAUACAAAUGGAAAACUACAUCGUUAUUUCAUUCGUUGGCGAAGGUUCUUUUGGAAGAGUAUUUAAAGCAAAGCACAAAGAAACUGAUGUUGUAUUAGCUUUAAAAGUUAUAAGAAAGAAAGGGAGAUCGUCCAAAGACCUAAAAAACUUGAGACAAGAAUGUGACAUCCAACGGCAGCUGAACCACCCAAAUAUAAUUCGGAUGAUUGAUAGUUUUGAUACAGAAUCAGAGUUAGUUGUUGUCACUGAAUAUGCUGAGAAAGAAUUACAUAGUAUUCUUGCAAAGGAGGGCUGCUUGAAUGAAGAGCAGGUCAAGAAGAUAACAUGGGAUUUAGUUUCAGCAUUGUACUAUUUACAUUCUCACAGAGUUCUUCACAGAGAUCUCAAGCCACAAAAUGUGCUAUUAGACAGCACAGGACGGGCAAAGCUGUGUGACUUUGGUUUAGCUCGAAUAAUGACAAAUGCAACUCAUAUACUAACAUCAAUCAAGGGAACUCCACUGUAUAUGGCUCCCGAGUUGAUUGAUGAGAAGCCGUAUGACCAUCAGGCUGAUCUCUGGUCUCUGGGCUGUAUAGUGUAUGAGUUGAUGGCGGGGCAACCUCCAUUUUGUACAAUGUCCAUAUGGCAGUUAGUCAGAAUGAUUAGACAUAAACCUGUACAGUGGCCUAGUUUUAUAAGUGCAGAGGCUCGGUCGUUCCUUCAGGGUUUAUUGCACAAGGAUCCAGUGAAAAGAAUGAGCUGGCCAGAAAUAUUAGAACACCCAUUUGUCUGCGGCCAUAUUCUUAUUCUGCCUGAGGAUGUCCAGAGCGAUUCACCUUUCACGAAACCAUUAUCAUAUAGCCAACAAGAAGCUAAGUUCUUACAGACUGAAAAAAUGAGUAAAAAUUCCAAGGCCAAAAUGGAGACUAAUACGAAACCCCAAGGUCGUGAACAUGAUUUGAGAAACGUUCAUGGUGUUAUGCAAGCAAUGGAGUGUGUACCUAUGUCCGAUGAUGACAGUGUUCGAGCGACUAGUGCCUUCAGUGUUAGAGAUAGCCUUAAAACAGACGAUGAAGACCAGUCACAACCCAUAACGGCUGCAAACGCGAAAUUACUUAGACACGAAUUCAAUGUAAUGAAUAACUCUAAUCUAGUUGUAUGUAACCUCGAAAAGAACAUGGCCCAAUUAAUGGCAGCUAACAAACAAGAGUUGAAAAUGCAAAAGAUUGACGAAGAAAAACAUGACAAGGAAAUUGUUAAAGAAACAGAAGAAAAAAUAUUGGAAGUGGAUAAACAAGAUGUUGAAGAUGUUAAACAAAAGAAAGCUGGUAGUACGGCUUCACAAAGCUUGGAGAAUCCUAAAAGUGCGGUCAAAUGUAAUGACGAAGUUAGUGCUGGACUAAGUAAAAGUGUACCUCCGUCAUAUAAACAGAAGUUAUUACAAUUCUCUAAAGAUAAACUAAGAUUUGGUAGUGGUGGUAAUAGAUUGACUAGAAGUAUCAAAAGAUCAUUUCACUUCAGUAGAAGUAUUGAUAAAAAUAAAACUGAGGCGCAAAGACGUACAAGUGAACCGGCCAUUGAAACAAUAAGUAAAGAAGAAACAGACAAUAUGAAAUAUGGGAAGGAAGAUAAAGAUGAAGAUACGGAAAAGAUUGAAGUUAUUGAAGAAACUGUUGAUGAGAAGGAAAUUGCUAAUAAUGAUAUUUGUUUGGUAGAGGAAAAAGAAGAAGUAAAAGAACCGUCAUCUAUAGAAUUGGAGGAAUGGGAAGCAUUCUUGAAUUCCAAUAUAACAGAAGUCAUGGAGGGUGAUGUGGAAUCUCUGACGCAAUUAAACAUGGUGAGUAUGGUGGUAGGUGUAGUGGGUAGUGCGGCUCGCGGGGCGAAGGGUGCGCGUGUGUGCGGCGCCGUCGCAGCGCUGUUAGCUCUGCCUUCGCUGUCUCACUCACUACCGAGACAUACGCUGCUUAAUAUACAGGAUGUUUACCUAGAAGCAAAAGUCGUAUACAACUUUAUUGCGGCUAUAAAUACUCUCAUGAAGGAUACAAAGGACACGGAUGACGGUGCUGAGGAAAGAUUGCGUGGUGUAAGUCGCAUGCUAGAAGUAUGUGCGUGGCUCUGUGCCCGCUCGUGCCGAGCCGUGCGACAGCUCGCUACGUCGCUGGCGACGCAUAAUGCGCAUACUGUGUUCACAAGGCUGCUGAAUAUGUCUAUUGUUGCAGAUACAAAAACGCCGCGAAUAGUGCUCAACAUCGUCGGUCUUCUAAUAACCAUACUCCAGGACCUGCCCGAGCACGCUGACGUCAUUGAACGCAUUUUGUUCGACGACAAAUCGUUUCGGUUCCUGAAACUUCUAGAACAACCGAGCGACGCUCUUAGAAUGAGAGUGUGUAUUCUAAUAAGUUUGCUUUGCACGUACUCUUGUACUGCUUUCUCGGCGGCCAUGGAAAAUGUAUGGAGUAAGAAGGACAGUGAUAUGUUGGAAGCGUUGCAUACGCAUUGUAAUGUCACCUUGAAUAGGGCAGCUAGGUUGGCCAGUAAGGAGCUUGGUAGCAUGCCGUUUUAUGUCAAUUAAAUAUAAUAUAAUUUGAUAUAAGUAUUAAUCAAUGGUGGCCAGUGGGUCUUCCACUCUAAGUUUUUAGGGUGAUUAUGAUCACCAUGAUUUUUUUCAUAGUAAUACAAUGCAGAUUUUUUUAUUUGUUUCAUCCCGAUAUAAAUUUAGGAAUAGGGGUGAGAGUCGUUUGAGUGAGAAUGUCGAGUUUCGAACAACGACCAAUCCUAGUAAGCUAGUAAUAAAUAGUGAUUUUUCUCAUAAAGCUCGUUUAGAAAUCGAUAGGUUUUAUAAUGUAAUCUUGAUACUUACUUGACAAUGUGCCUAGUGCGUGUUACAAAAAGAAAACAAUACUUAAGCCAUAUAAAAUAGAAAUGAUCUGUGAUAUCAGAAUGUGACAUGCUAACUUUUAAAAUCACACAAAAAUAUGAAAUAGAAUAGAUACUUACUUCUAAGAUCACAGAUUCCAAUCCAAUUAGAGAAUUAAUGAUAAAAAACAAUGAUUUAGAUCGUAAUGCAUAUAGUUAUUGCGAAUUUUUGUCUUCCGCCUUUUAGUGUUAAGCAAUUUUUCAAAACACUGAUAUAUUUGUGUUUAUGAUUAGGAUUAGUUUUCACAACUCAAAGGUGAAAAACUUUAAUGUUUUAUUUUUGGCACCAGUUUUUAAAUCUUGGCAAUUCUCUGUUGAUUAUUGUCUUUGAUUAUAGUGCUAGCUUAGUUAACAAAAUAAAAUGACAACCGCCCGUCGCCCUUGUCAAAGAAAAAAUACGAAAUCAAAAGCAAAUACGUCGCUGCAUCAGUG
Molecule: messenger RNA, 3528 nt
Organism: Colias croceus (clouded yellow)
Lineage: Eukaryota; Metazoa; Arthropoda; Insecta; Lepidoptera; Pieridae
Gene: fu
Product: serine/threonine-protein kinase fused
Exons: 11
Coding region: 209-2752 (847 amino acids)
Biological process (GO): protein phosphorylation
Cellular component (GO): cytoplasm
Molecular function (GO): protein kinase activity; ATP binding
Source: RefSeq, a predicted model, not a curated record